Messenger RNA from Talaromyces marneffei, 1467 nucleotides. RefSeq lists its product as uncharacterized. Gene Ontology annotation, molecular function: pyridoxal phosphate binding; L-2-aminoadipate:2-oxoglutarate transaminase activity. The transcript is spliced from 3 exons. Gene Ontology annotation, biological process: biosynthetic process. Bases 1 to 1467 code for a protein of 488 amino acids. The record is from RefSeq and is a predicted model, not a curated record. Lineage: Eukaryota; Fungi; Ascomycota; Eurotiomycetes; Eurotiales; Trichocomaceae.
AUGAACACACGAAUCAUCAACCUCGCCAGCGGCUCUCCUUCACCAGCACUGAUCCCCGUCCACGAUAUCCAGAAGGCAGCAAAUACAGUUCUAUCGACACCAUCGGUAUGGGAGGAGGGCUUGAAUUAUGGCGCAGACGCAGGAUAUCUACCACUGCGACAGAAUCUUGCACAAUGGCUUACGGAGUUUUAUCAUGAUGACCGCACAGAAUCAUCCUUAAAUGAGCCUGGAAGACCGGACGCUGAAAGAAUAUGUGUGACCGGAGGCGCAAGUCAGAAUUUAGCAUGUAUAUUGCAAUCAUAUACAGAUCCAGUAUACACUAAGGCUAUAUUCGUGGUUGAGCCGGCUUAUUUCUUAUCAUUCCGAGUGUUUACGGAUGCAGGGUUUGAUGGCAAACUCAAAGGAAUACCCGAAGACGAUGAGGGUAUUGAUAUUAAGAUUUUGGAGCAGAGUUUGCAUGCCGAAGCCGAAAAAUAUUUACUAGAACAUGAUAAUGUAGAGUCGGUGAAGGAAUUGAGGCCGUACAGAAAAUUAUACAGAUAUGUCAUUUACUGUGUGCCGACAUUUUCCAACCCUUCGGGCAGGAUAAUGAGUCUUACUCGACGCCAGCAACUCAUUCAACUGGCCCGAAAAUACAAUGUUCUAGUCAUUGCAGAUGAUGUCUAUGAUUUCGUCCACUGGGAAAUAGAGCCUGAUGAAUACGCCCAUUCACCUUCAUACACACCUUAUUCCCAAUCUCCUUCGUCAGAAGAGCGAUCUAUUUCCUCGUCUAUAUCAUCUCUUUCCACUUCUACUUCAUCUCCAGCAUCCAGAUCAAUUUUGCCACGUCUGGUUGAUAUCGACCGAAUAUUGGAUGGCGGUCCGAUUGAUAAAUUUGGCAAUGCCGUCAGUAAUGGCAGCUUCAGCAAAAUCGUUGGGCCAGGAUGUCGAGUGGGAUGGGCCGAGGCAACACCUGCUUUCAUCUAUGGGCUGUCACAAGUAGGCUCUACACGUUCUGGCGGUGCACCAUCGCAACUCACUUCGACAUUUAUCAACGAAAUGCUCCAAAAUGGAUGCAUAACACGACACAUCCAACAAACUCUAAUACCUUCUUAUAAAAGAAGACUAUUCAAGCUCUCAUAUGCAAUCAAGCAAUAUCUAAUCCCCCUUGGCUUGACUUUGAUUUCCACACCGCAGGUCAAUGAUGUCUUCAUUGGGGGUGGAUUUUUUAUCUGGCUUAAGCUACCAUCGCCUCUUACGGCCAAACAAGUAGCUGCAGCUGCACAACAGGCAGCGGUGAUAGUUGGCCAAGGCACUUCAUCGGCGUUGCCGGAAGGAAAUGUGCGCUCUACUGAAUAUAACGAUAUGUUGAGGUUAUGCUUUGCUCGUGUCGAGGAGGAAUUACUGGUUGAGGCUGUGCUGAUCUUACAACAUUCGAUAUCGAGUUGCUAUUUGAUACCUGAAGCGUUGGAUAGGGCGAAAUAUUAA